UUAUUUAUGUAAAUGUAACGAUUUAUUUAUUAGGAAGAAUCAUUGUUUGUUCAAAGUGAUACUGAAUCAUUUAAAGAAGUUGAAGAAGAACCACUUGACGAAGAGUUUACUGUAUUGAGGUCUCAGUUUAAUGAGAUACAAAAAGAAAACAAAGAAUUAUCAGACAAAUUAUCAAAAAUGAAGGCUGGGUAUUUGAGAUCACUUAUUAGUCACACUGAUUCAGCUGCUAGUAAAGUGAGAAGAGGAAUGGCUUUUGAAAUUGAUGACUGCAAAUUUCAUCUUAAAGCAAUGACAAAUCCAGACUAUCAGCCAUUAGUAGAUAAUAAAAGAAUAAUAGUGGAAUUACAAGAAAAAAUAACAUUAAAGAAUAUGGAACUAAUUACUAAAAGAGAGCACACUGAGAAGAUCAUAAAAGAUAUUAAAGGUUUGGAUCCAAUAUGUUUAUUCACACUGUAUUGUAAUCAUCCUGUUACUGGAGAAUUUAUGGACUCAAUACUUGAAGUACAUAAAGAUGAGUUACUACCCACAGUGCUGGAUAAAGCUUAUGAGUUAAUGGAGUUGAAUCCUUUUAUCCCUAUUGAGAGAUGUCGUUUAGUUAAAUAUUCUUAUGAUGAUGACGUAAUGGAGCAAUCCUUGGAUUUUGAUGAGUUUCAGCAUCAAACUAUUGGGCAAAUUGUGGGUGGGACUAGACAUUAUCCUUUUGAAUUAUUCAUAGAAACUAGUGAAGAAAAUGAUAUUUUUGAUAAAUACCAUGAUGGAGGCAAUAAUAUGAUUGAGUAUGAUAGUCUGAAUGAUGAAACAAAGGAUCAAAUAUAUUCAUUCAUAUUGCAUUGUGAUCAUCCUAUUACUGGAGAAUUUAUGUACUCAACACUUAAAGUUCAUAAAGAUGAAUUGCUACCCACAGUACUGAAUAAAGCUUAUGAGUUAAUGGAGUUAGCUCCUUUCCCUAUUGAGAGGUGUCGUUUAGUUAAAUAUUAUGAAAGUUAUUAUGAUAUAAUUGAGGAAUCCUUAGAUCUUGAUGAGUUUCAGCAUCAAACUAUUGGACAGAUUGUGGGUGGGACUAAACAUCAUCCUUUUCAAUUAUAUAUAGAAACUCGUGAAGAAAAUGAAUCUUUUUAUAAAUACAAUGAAGAAGGCAAUGAUAUAAUAUCAAUGUAUAAGACUGAGCAACUCAUUACGGUAACACCAGAAAGACAUCCAUUACAGAACAAGUGGGUUUUGUGGUAUNUGAGAUGUAACAAGCAAAAAGAAUGGAAGGACAAUUUAAGAAAGGUCGUUUGUAUUGAUACAGUGAGUUUUAACACUGUAAUUUUAGUUAUUGUGUGUUUGUGUGUGUGACUGUGUGAGCCAUAACUUCUUCAGUAUGUGAAGUACUUAGACUAUUGUUGCAAUUAAAAUUUUUGUUUAAUUAUUUCUUUUGAAUGCA
Molecule: messenger RNA, 1426 nt
Organism: Amphimedon queenslandica
Lineage: Eukaryota; Metazoa; Porifera; Demospongiae; Haplosclerida; Niphatidae
Product: ubiquitin carboxyl-terminal hydrolase 47-like
Exons: 13
Coding region: 178-1338 (386 amino acids)
Source: RefSeq, a predicted model, not a curated record